Molecule: messenger RNA, 3461 nt
Organism: Zerene cesonia (dogface butterfly)
Lineage: Eukaryota; Metazoa; Arthropoda; Insecta; Lepidoptera; Pieridae
Gene: Cul2
Product: cullin-2
Exons: 17
Coding region: 160-2316 (718 amino acids)
Biological process (GO): SCF-dependent proteasomal ubiquitin-dependent protein catabolic process; protein ubiquitination
Cellular component (GO): Cul2-RING ubiquitin ligase complex; SCF ubiquitin ligase complex
Molecular function (GO): ubiquitin protein ligase binding
Source: RefSeq, a predicted model, not a curated record
UCAAACAGAUUUGCCUGCAAUCAAACAUUUACGGAUUACGAAUUGAUGAUUUUAUUGUAGUGCGCUAGUGAUUGUUUAUGAGUUAAUAGAAUAUAAUUUUGUAUAGUUCGAAGGAGAUCUUAUUUAAAUAUUAUUAUAGGUACAUGAAUACGUCAUCCAAUGAUGUCACUGAAGCCACGCUAUGUUAACUUCCAGGAGACCUGGGCUAAGCUGAAGGAAACUGUGGCAGGCGUAGUGGCACUGCAGGCGGUCGAACGCGCCGUAUGGAACACGCGUUUUUCGGACGUUUACGCGCUGUGUGUGGCGCACCCCGAACCAUUGGCUGACAAAUUGUAUGACGAGACGAGAAAAUUCCUAGAGGAACACGUUUCCGGACUACUGCAGAGGGUGAAGGGAUCAUCUACCUUAGAUAGCAGUGAUUAUAAUGAUGGUCUACUCACCAGAUACGUCGCCGCGUGGCGGGAGUACAGUCAAGGUGUAGCGUAUUUAAAUAGCCUAUAUUCAUAUCUGAACCUACAGCAUGUCAAGAGGCAAAAGGUGUCUGACGCUGAAAUAAUAUACGGCUCGGCGGCAACAGUGAGUUGUCCGGAACACGAUUCGAGACAAUUGGAGGUCGGCGAGCUCGGGCUGGUGAUAUGGGAGCGCGUGCUGGUGCGGCCGCUCGCCGGCGCGCUGACGGCGCGCGUGGUGGGCGCGCUGAGCGCGGCGCGCGACGCCGCGCCCGACCCGCCCGCCGCCGACGCGCUGCGCACCGCCAUACUCAGCACCGUCGAUGUGCAGUCGUUCCGCGUGCGCACGCCCCUCUCGCUCUACCAGCAGCUGGUGGUGGAGCCGUUCCUGUCGGCCGCCGCGGCGCACCACUCGCGCCGCGCCGCGGAGCUGCUCAACUCGGGCGACGUGUCGCACUUCAUGAAGUACGUGCUGGAUGGUCUGGAACGCGAGAUAACACUGGGCAACAAGUAUUUACACUCGUCGUCGUCGGAGGCGGUGCGCGCUUGCUACGAGCAGGCGUGCGUGGCGGCGCACCUGCCGGCGCUGCACGCGGAGGUCGAGAGGCUGCUGAAGGAGGCCUGCGAGGACUCGCCGAAGGCCGGGGAGCGUCGCGAAGAUUUAAAACGCAUGUACGCUCUCCUCAAGCCGCUCGGUCAGAACGCGCUCAGGCCGCUCAUAGAGGCGGCGCACGCGCAGGCCGCGAGGGAGGGCCUGGCCUUACUCGCAUCGGAACAUAGUAAGGACGACGCGCACACGCACUUCGUCCAUUCGAUGCUGUCACUGCACAGCAAGUACAAGAAGCUAUUCGCUGAGGUGUUCGGCGGUGCGCAGGCGUUUGUGGGGGCGCUGGAUAAGGCGUGCUCGGAAGUGGUGAACGCGCGCGCGGAGGGCGAGGCGUGCGCGCGCGCGCCGGAGCUGCUGUCGCGCUACUGCGACGCGCUGCUGCGGCGGCGCAGCGGCGGCGGCUCGGAGCGCGACGCGGACGAGCGGCUGGCGGCGGCCAUCGUCGUGUUCAAGUACAUCGACGACAAGGACGUGUUCCAGAAGCACUACGCGCGCGCCCUGGCGCGCCGCCUCAUACACCAGCUGUCCGCCAGCAUGGAGCAGGAGGAGGCGAUGAUAAACAGACUGAAGGCGGCCUGCGGCUACGAGUUCACGAACAAGCUGCACCGCAUGUUCACCGACGUGGCCGUCUCCGCGGACCUGAACGCCAAGUUCCAGCAGUACCUGCGGGACAACAACCUGGCGACCAGCACCGGCUUCUUCAUACAGGUGCUGCAGCCGCAGUGCGCGCUGCUGCUGAUGUUCGAAACGACGGACACGCUGAAGGCGCGCGAGGCCCGCGAGGCGCUGCAGCUGAGCGACGAGGCGUGGGGCCGCCACGUGCGCCCGCUCGUCGAGGCGGGCCUGCUCGCCGCGCGCGGUGCUGGCGAGGCGGGCGAAGCGAGCGAGGCGGGCGAGGCGGCCGAGGCGGAGGAGCUGGUGCUCAAUCUGGCGUUCAGCUGUAAGCGGACGAAGAUCCGGCUGACGUGCGCCGCCGCGCCGCCGGCGCAAGGCGGCUCCGGCACGGGCGCGGCCGGCUCGAGCGAGUCGACGCACUGCGACGACGACAGGAAGAUGUAUUUACAGGCGGCCGUCGUGCGCAUUAUGAAGCAGAGAAAGGUACUACGCCAUACAGAACUUAUACAAGAAGUUGUGUCUCAGGCACGAGGGUCCUUCGCCCCUUCGGUGGCCAUGAUAAAAAAGUGUAUCGAAGCUCUAAUCGACAAGCAAUACCUGGAAAGGGCGCCUGGAAAUCUAGAUACCUAUUCGUACCUCGCGUAGAAUUACGUUUAGAUGAGGAUAUGGGGAUGCAUUGAGGAUGGGAUGAUGUAAUGGGGAUAGGACGAUGCCAUGAGAAUAUUAAUGUAUAGGAUGAGGAUGGUUUAAAGAUCGAGGAUACAACUAAAAUAGCAGCGAAUUUUUUGUUUAUAAAUAAAAUUGCGAAUGAAUUAAUUUAUUUUAAGUAAACCAUGUAAUAUAUGAUUAAAAAUCUUUCUUAAAUAUAUAUUAUCGUUUAAGUGAAUGAAAAAUUAACUAUGACUUAUUAUUCUUAUUCCUUGAAUAAGUUAGAAAACGCUAUUAACACCAUUGAAUUGCUACUUAGACAUGUAAAAACGGAUGAAUCCCUUCAUGAAAUAAAAAGAUGCAUUAACAAAGGAUAAGAGGAUAUAGAAGAUGGAGUGAUGUAUUUGAGGAUAGGGUGAUUGGUUUGUUCGAGGAUGGAAUAAGUAUGAAUUAUUCUAUUUAAAGUAUAAGGUGACUUUUGUAACUUUUGUAAAUUAUAAAAAAUACUUAAUAUAAUUAAUACAAAAUAAAAAGUUAUUUUCAUUUUCAUUAAAGAUUACUCUGAUUAUGUUAGCUUCUUGCACAUAUAUCAGAGUGUACCCUCCACGUAUACAUUGCUACAGAGACGGUUGAAUCUCAAAAUGUAAUUAACUUUAAAAAAAUACGAUUUUAUUAAAUAUUAACUACAAUAACUGCCUCGUUAUAAAUAAGCCUAUCGUUACUAUUUCCUUGUCUCGGUUUUAUGCGAGUAUCGUAACAAAAUAAUAAAUUAUUUAGACGUAUAUAAAAGCUUUUUUUUAUUUACAUUAAAUAUGACGAAGCCUCUUAUCAAUGGCCAAGAAAAAUAGUCUCCUUAGGCACGUAGACAUAGCUAAAUUUGAAUGCCUUAAUGUUUAUAAAUUAUCUAAAUCUUUAUAUUAUAAAUAACCUACUUUUAGGAACAUAAUAAAAGCAAUUGUAUUGGAGCUUAGCACGAUAAAAAUACAAGGGAAUUUUUUAGUGAGGUUAGAGGUAAAUAGCACAACUUUGACUUUAGGAUGAUUGUCUCCUAGUUGUACACAAAUUAGGUUUACCAUCACCCUAUCCUCAAAGUGUAUCCCCAAUCCCCGACUCGUUAUAAUAAUUUAUAAAUAAUUUAGUUA